Messenger RNA from Aspergillus nidulans FGSC A4, 1506 nucleotides. Its product is annotated as annexin. The record is from RefSeq and is a predicted model, not a curated record. The transcript has a single exon. NCBI's taxonomy places the organism in Eukaryota, Fungi, Ascomycota, Eurotiomycetes, Eurotiales, Aspergillaceae. Gene Ontology annotation, molecular function: calcium-dependent phospholipid binding; calcium ion binding. The coding region runs from base 1 to 1506 and encodes 501 amino acids.
AUGUCCUAUCCACCACCUAACUACGGCCACGGCCACCCGCAAUACACCCAGCCGCCGCCGCCGCAGGGCUACCCCGCCCCUGGCCCGUACCCUCCGUCCUCGUACCCAGCACCCACUGGUGCCCAUCCAGCCCAUCCUAUCCCAGCUCCCUACGGCGUCCCUGGCGGUGGAAAUCCCGGCCCCCCAGGAAGCGCAGGGGCAUAUCCCUCGCCAUCUCCACAACCUCCGUACCAGGCGUCUCCCGGCCCGUAUCCGCAAUACCCUGCACAUGGCCACCCGGCCCAACCUCCCGCUCCGUACCAGCAACCUCCUUCCGGCCCAGGCUCCUACGGCCAAGCAAACCCGCCCUAUGGUUCCGCCCCUCCUCCCAAUCCAUACGGGACUCCGCCGCCCCCGCACGCCGCGCCCUACCCGCCAGGCCAAUACCCGCCGGCGGCUGGAUAUCCGCCCCAGGGCUAUCCGCCUGGCCCGCCUCCGCCGGGCGUCGGGCCCUACGGCGCACCAGGGGGCUAUCCGCCUGCUGCACCUGUGCCCGCGCCUCCAUCUCUAGGUUAUGACCCAGACCAACGUGCGUCCGGUGACGCAAGCAAGGAAGCGGACGCUCUGCGCAAGGCCAUGAAGGGUUGGGGUACAGACGAAGCAGCGCUGAUCAAUGUUCUCGCGAAACCGGAUCCGCUGCACAUGGCGCUGAUCCGGCACACAUACAUGGAUCGGCACGGUCGCAACCUCGAGAAGGAUCUGAAGAGCGAAUUGUCCGGUGACUUCGAGACCAUCAUGCUCUCUCUUGCUGCGGGACCGCUUGGCCAAGACAUCAGGUACCUUCGCGAUGCGAUGUCGGGAAUUGGAACGGACGAAACGGCCAUAAAUGACGUGCUGAUCGGCCGCUCGAAUGCGGACCUCCGCGCUAUCAAGUACGGCUACGUCCAGCGGUACAAUAAGGCGCUGGUCGACGAUAUCAAGAGCGACCUCUCCGGCAAGACGGAGAAAUUCUUCCUCAUGCUCCUGAACGCCGUGCGGCCCGAGAGCGGGACCUACUUCGACCAGGCGAGCGUCGACAAAGAUGUGCACGAGCUGCACCUCGCGACGAACGCGAAGACCGGAACAGACGAACUCGGCGUCUCGGCCGUCUUCCUCGGCGCAAGCGAUCAGAAGCUUGUUGCAAUUUCGCAAGCCUUUGAAGCAAAGUACCACAUCUCGCUCGAGAAGACGAUCAAGGAUGAAUUCAGCGGGCAUCUGGAGAAAGCCCUCCUUGCCAUUCUGGCCAGAGCAAAGGAUCCGCUGAAGUUCGACGUCGAAACUAUGCUGGCUAUUGUGCCGCCGGGCGGCGUCAAGGCAGAUAUCAAGAGGCUGAUCUACUGGGUGGUCCGGUUGCAUUGGAACCCGCCAUAUCUUGCGCAGAUUAAGGAGGCGCUCCAGAAGCGGACGGGGAGUAACUUUGGGAAGAGAAUUAGGGGGGCUCUGCCGGGCGGGGAUCUGACAGAGGCGGUGCUGCGGGUUUGGUCUUGA